This is a messenger RNA of Fragaria vesca subsp. vesca, 3680 nucleotides long. RefSeq names its product symplekin-like. The transcript is spliced from 22 exons. Bases 46 to 3102 code for a protein of 1018 amino acids. Lineage: Eukaryota; Viridiplantae; Streptophyta; Magnoliopsida; Rosales; Rosaceae. The record is from RefSeq and is a predicted model, not a curated record.
GUGAUUGUAGAGUCAAGAGAUAGAUUGCUUAGGGCUCUACGCUCUAUGAAUGCUGGGGAUGCUGCUGAUCAAGUAAUCCGCCAAGUUGAUAAAAUGCUAAAAUACAAUGAGCGGGCUUCACGUGAUGCUCGGUCUGGAAAGGAUGAUCACCAGUCAAGCCAACUGCCUGUUUCAGGGGACCUGGUAAGAAAAAGACCUUCACCUCUUGAUGUUGAAGAGUCAGCUAAUGGUCAUGAGAUACCUUCCAAGCGAAGUCGUUAUACUCAUGAAGCCUAUUCAACAUUGCCAGUUCAAAAGAAUGAUUCUGGGUGGGAUACAACUUCUGUAAAUGGAGUGUCCUCUGAGCUUCCUAUGCUAGAUGGUGAGGUGACUCCUGUGGAGCAAAUGAUUACUGUAAUUGGUGCAUUGCUUGCUGAAGGAGAAAGAGGUGCUGAAUCACUUGAAAUUCUUGUUUCGACAAUCCAUCCUGAUCUGUUGGCCGAUAUUGUAAUAACGAAUAUGAGGCACUUGCCGAAGAUGCCGCCACCCUUAGCAAGGCCAGGGCUGCCAGUUGCUCGGCAGAUAGGUUCUUUAAGUAGUUCGGCACAAGUUAUCUCAGAGUCUCCAACAUCAUCUGUGCAGUCUCCAGUUUUGGCUGCCCAAAUGUCUUUUUCUUCAGCAACUGUUAACAGCUUAUCAGUUGCUGAUACUUCCAAUGUGAAUAAUCUUCCCGCUGAUUCCAAGCGUGACCCACGAAGGGAUCCUCGUCGCCUUGAUCCACGGAGUAUAGCAGUUUCUGCUGAACUGGCAUCCUCUCCCGCUGUAGAGGAUACUACUUCUAUGCAAUCUGACAUCGAUGGUUCAGUUUCCUUAAAUAAGCUUAAUUCACAUCCGAUUUUGACCACUGUUGAAUCUACUUUAGUAACUCCCAAUCCCAAAACAGAAAGUGAUGGUAUGAUUUUGGAUGGUCAAUUGGUUUCUGGAACUGACCAACCAACUCCCAUGGAUGAGAUUCUGGAUGGACCUGUCGAAGAUGACCCUACUUUGAAGGUGAAUGUAUCUUCAGAUCUAACAGAUUCUCGUGUGCAAACUGAUGAGGACCUUGAAGCAAUGCCAUUAUCAGAUGUUGGAUUAGCAGAUGAUGAUUAUACCACAUCUUUUAUAGAAUCUGAUCAGCGUUCUCCUGCCCUUUCAAACACAUCUGAAGAGAUAUGUCAGGACCUGCCUGAUGUUCCCAUAUAUAUUGAGUUGACACAAGAGCAGAAACAAAGACUAGGGCAUAUGGCUGUUGAGCGAAUUAUUCAAUCAUACAAGCAUUUGCACGGAACAGAUUAUAGUCAGAUGCGCUUGGCAUUACUAGCUCGAUUGGUUGCUCAGAUUGAUGUGGAUGAUGAAAUUAUUGUGAUGCUGCAUAAACAUAUAGUUGUGGAUUACCAACAGAAAAAGGGGCAUGAGCUAGUAUUGCAUAUCUUGUACCAUCUGGAAGCUCUGGCUCUGUCCGAAUCAGUUGAAAGCUCCACAUUUGCUGUUAUGUAUGAAAAGUUCCUCCUGGCAGUGGCUAAGUGUUUGCUGGAGUCCUUUCCAGCUUCAGACAAGUCAUUUAGUAGACUUCUUGGCGAAGUUCCAGUCCUGCCCAACUCCACUUUGAAACUACUAGAUGAUCUCUGCUAUUCUGAUGUUAUUGAUCAACAUGGAAAAGAUGUUAGGGACACUGAACGUGUCACUCAGGGACUUGGUGCUGUCUGGAGUUUAAUUCUAGGGCGGCCACAAUAUCGACAAAGCUGCUUAGACAUCACUUUGAAGUGUGCUGUUCAUCCACAAGAUGACAUCCGCACCAGAGGUGUCCGACUGGUGGCAAACAAACUCUAUCAGUUGAGUUACAUAUCAGAAGUUAUUGAAAAAUUUGCGACAGAUAUGUUGUUGUCUGCUGUUGAACAGCCUACAUCAGGUAUAGAGCAUUCACAAUCGGAGUCCACAGGGCGAAAAACUGAUGGAACGUUGGGAAGCCAAGAAACAUCAGUUAAUCAUGUGCAAAAUUUGGAGUUCGCAAAUUCUGAAAAUGAUUCCAUAACGAAGGAACGACCAGUGUCAAUGAUGUCAAUUCCUGAAGUUCAGCGACUCAUUUCUUUGUUUUUUGCUUUAUGUACAAAGAAACCUAGUCUUAUUCAACUUGUAUUUAAUACUUACGGGUGUGCCCCACAAGCUGUAAAGCAGGCGUUUGAUCGCAAUAUUCCUGUUCUUAUAAGGGCCCUAGGGUCGUCAAAUACAGAUUUGCUUCACAUCAUAUCUGAUCCUCCGCAAGGAAGUGAAAACCUUUUGAUGUUGGUGCUGCAACAAUUGACUCAAGAGAGAACACCAUCGUCUGAUCUGAUAGGCACUGUUAAACAUUUGUAUGAAACUAAAUUAAAGGAUGUCACAAUUCUCAUUCCAAUGUUGUCUUCACUUACUAAAAAUGAGGUUUUACCUAUAUUCCCUCGGCUUGUUGCCCUUCCAUUAGAAAAAUUCCAGACUGCACUUGCUCACAUACUCCAGGGUUCAGCUCAUACAGGUCCAGCUUUGACUCCUGCAGAAGUGUUGGUUUCCAUCCACAAUAUUGUUCCCGACAAAGAAGGCCUCACACUUAAGAAGAUAACAGAUGUUUGCUCAGCUUGUUUUGAGCAGCGCACAGUUUUCACGCAGCAGGUCUUGGCAAAGGCUUUGAAUCAGAUGGUUGAUCAAACUCCCAUUCCUCUUCUCUUUAUGAGAACAGUUAUUCAGGCAAUUGAUGCCUUUCCUUCAUUGGUUGAUUUUGUUAUGGAAAUACUUUCUAAACUCGUAAGGAAACAGGUUUGGAGAAUGCCAAAGCUUUGGGUAGGGUUCUUGAAAUGUGCUUCUCAAACCCAGCCACAUUCUUUCCAUGUAUUGUUGCAGUUGCCACCCCCACAACUCGAAAGUGCUUUGAACAAGUAUGCGAAUGUCAAAGGUCCCCUCGCUGCAUAUGCUAGCCAGGCUAGUAUAAAAGCUUCGCUCUCUAGACCAACACUUGCAGUUCUUGGUCUUGCAAAUGAACCGCAUUUGCACCAAUCGCAUUUGUCAUCACCACCGUUUCACCCUACAGAUGCAACUUCAUCAACUCCAACAUGAUAGCUUGAGAGCUUUCAAAGUUGGCUACUUUACCGGCGAUGUAUAGUGGAAAUUGGGACUUUGGAUAACUCUGAGCCCUAUUUGGGGGAACAUAAAAACUAACCACGUAAAUGGCGGCUGAUCACUGGGGGUUUUUGACUGCUGAUCAAGCUGAGAUAAAUUUCAGUCAGAGUAGGCAUAUUCUUCAGGAGUAUCAUCGAAGUUUGAAGAGAUGCCCCUGCUGCAACCCCCUUCUCUCAGCUGCUCUGACAAAUGUGUAACAUAAAUGUGUUGUUUUUAAUGCAUUUGUACUUUAUCCUUGUAAAUUUUGGUUGCCAUACUUAAAUAUCAGGUUAAGAAGUUUUAUUUUUGGGUAGUUAGCCGGUGAACUAUAGUCGAGGUUGUAAUUAUAGUUGUUUUUGUAGCUUGAUUACUUUUUUUCUCACCUUGAGUUAUGGCAAGCUAACAACACACCAUAUUCACAUAACACUAUAACCAUGAACACAACCAUGCAAAUAUUGCUGAUCAUGAACACACUAGCUAGUUAAGAAAGGAGAAGAGCUUCACACCUCGUUGUCUCUGGUUGUCUUUAUUGGGAG